UAUGAAUUAGACCCAACUCCUACAAAACCCCUACCUCAAAAAGCCUCCUUCGUUCUUCUUCCUAGCUAGUCUUGAAAAACCCCAAAACCCAAAAAAAAUACUUUCCGCAAUUUCCAACAAGUAGAGCCCCCUCUUUGUGAAUAAUUCACCAAAUUCCUAUCUUCUCUCCGCCAAAAUCCAACAAAGAUAAAUUCAUUCAAAUCUCAUAACCGCCAAACAAUCUUUUCAAAUUCAAGAAUCAUGGUAAAAGACCAAGAUGAAACGGAGUUACUCAACACUUACUUCACAAAUGGCACAGAAAUUGAAAUCAGCAGUGACGAAGAAGGCUUUCGAGGGGCGUGGUAUGAAGGAAGAGUCAUACGCCCCAUUCUCAAGAAACAAAGAAGAAACAACAACGAUGACGACGAAAGUAACAAGAAGCUACGUGUCUUGGUUGAGUACAAAACACUAAUGGCUGAUAAAAAAGGGAAAAAACCAUUGAAAGAAACUAUGAGUUUAAUUCAACUACGACCACGACCACCACCUGAAAAGAAAAGGAAGUUUAAGGUUAGUGAAGAAGUGGAUGCUAAUUACAAUGAUGGGUGGUGGGAAGGUGUGGUUAUGGAAGUGUUGGGUAAUGGGAGGUAUUCUGUGUUCUUUAGAGGAACAAGAGAUCAGCUUGAAUUUGAUGAGUCACAGAUGCGUAUACAUCGCGAGUGGGCUAAUGGCGAGUGGACCCCACCGUUUAACGAAGUAGGAGAAGGCCAAGAAAAUGAAGAUAAGGCGAAACUUGUACCUACUGAAAUUAGACCCAACAACGAAGCUGCAGAAAAUUUUAGUGUAGGGUCAUUAGUCGAGGUCAGCAGUGAUGAAGAAGGUUUUGAGGGUGCUUGGUUUGCUGCAACUGUUGUUAAGCUUUUAGAUAAUGGUAACUACCUGAUUGAGUAUCACAACCUAAGAAACAAUGACGAUACAGAUUUUUUGCAAGAAGAAACUGAUCGUUUGCAUGUACGACCACCUCCACCUGAUAUUGGACCUUUUAAAAGCUUCAAAGUCCUCGAAGAAGUUGAUGCUCAGCACAAUGAUGGCUGGUGGGUGGGUGUGAUUUCUAAAGUACUUAAAGGUCAGAGAUACAAGGUUUACUUUAAGGGGAACAACGAGGAGUUGGAGUUUAAACAUGCUGAUAUAAGGCUGCAUCUGGACUGGAUUAACGGCAAAUGGGUCAGAGCUUCCCAGGUUGUGUUUGAUUCCUGUGUGUACUCAUAGACCUUCUGAACCCCAGCUUGGCUAAACACUGUGAUACUGUAAUGUGUGUGGAGAGACAAACAACAGAAGGCAUUGAAGUUGUGAUCUUCGAGAAAUUGCAACGUUGGGAGAUCUGCAAUCAGGAUUUGUAAUGUAGCUUCUGAAUGGUUUGACAGAUUCUGCAGUUUGUUUAGGAUUGUAACUUGUUGGGAGCCUCAACCCAAUCAAUGAAUGCCUUCCAUGAAAAUAGUAAUUUGUAUUACAUAUAUAGGAUGUGCCUUCUUGGAUUUAAAAUAUAGGCCUUCAAGAAUAUGAAAAUGAACUCUGUAUUACUCCUCGAGAGAAACCUAAGGUCUUUCCAUGUCUCAAUAUUGUUGUGUUAAUUUCAAUUGUGUGUGUAGUGUAAGCCAAGCCUAUGCAUAACUUUAGUUGUUGUCAACUUUAAUCAUUAAAGAACUAUCUUC
Lycium ferocissimum is the source of this 1688-nucleotide messenger RNA. RefSeq names its product protein AGENET DOMAIN (AGD)-CONTAINING P1. The coding region runs from base 241 to 1245 and encodes 334 amino acids. NCBI's taxonomy places the organism in Eukaryota, Viridiplantae, Streptophyta, Magnoliopsida, Solanales, Solanaceae. The record is from RefSeq and is a predicted model, not a curated record. The transcript has 5 exons.